AUGAAAAGGGAUUCCCACCCCAGUCUCUCUCUGUCCCAGUCCGUUUCGUCUGUGUCAUUUCGUCCGGCGAAGCGCGUUUUCCAUACAGGGACAGAGCGAAGAGCGGAUGCUGUUGCACUAGAGCCCCAUUUCUUUUCGAGUCGCUUCGUCAACAUGGAUGAGAAGAUCGUUGCCUUGAACCCCAACAGAGACCACCCUCCCGAGGGCCCUCUCUCUGUGCUGGCUGCCUCGGUGAAAGACAAUUCUCAAGUUUUGAUCAACUGCAGAAACAACAGAAAAGUACUGGGACGCGUGAAGGCCUUCGAUCGCCACUGCAACUUGGUUUUGACCGACGUCCGGGAGAUGUGGACGGAGACGUCGAAGGGUGGAGGCAAGAAAAAAGUCCGAACGGUGAACAAAGACCGAUUUAUUUCCAAGUUGUUCCUUCGCGGCGACGCCGUCAUCUUGAUCCUGCGAAAUCCGAAAUAG
This is a messenger RNA of Toxoplasma gondii ME49, 468 nucleotides long. Its product is annotated as small nuclear ribonucleoprotein. The transcript has 4 exons. NCBI's taxonomy places the organism in Eukaryota, Apicomplexa, Conoidasida, Eucoccidiorida, Sarcocystidae. Gene Ontology annotation, cellular component: U2 snRNP; catalytic step 2 spliceosome; U1 snRNP. Gene Ontology annotation, molecular function: RNA binding. The record is from RefSeq and is a predicted model, not a curated record. The coding region runs from base 1 to 468 and encodes 155 amino acids. Gene Ontology annotation, biological process: spliceosomal snRNP assembly; RNA splicing.